Orycteropus afer afer is the source of this 4162-nucleotide messenger RNA. The record is from RefSeq and is a predicted model, not a curated record. NCBI's taxonomy places the organism in Eukaryota, Metazoa, Chordata, Mammalia, Tubulidentata, Orycteropodidae.
UUUACCUUCCUUGCUUUUGCUGGGAGGGAGAUGGAUAUUUAGAGGGUAUCUGUCCUCAUCUCUAUCUUUUGCCCUCCUAAAAGUUUUUCUUCUUUCAGAAUGCGUAUCUCUCCUCCGUAGACCAUUUGAUGGUUCUCACUCCAGUCUUACUUUCUGGUUUAGCAAGUGGGAUUACAUUCAUAUCACACCUUAAAAAAAAAAAUUACCGCCUAGAAAACUACCCCACAGAAUUGUUCUCUCCCACCCAAGAAGGGCCGGUAGACUUUGGAGUUAAGAUGCAGGGGGGAGAAUCAUUGUCAACCAUGAAAGUCUCAGAGAGCGAAGGAAGGCUGGAUGCCCUGGUCGCAGCGGUGACCCCGAACAAGAACAGCAGCAACAGCAGCUGUGGUGGUGGAAUCAGCAGCAGUAGCAGCAGCAGUAGCCGCGGUGGCAGUGCAAAAGGCUGGCAGUACAGUGAUCACAUGGAAAAUGUCUAUGGCUAUUUAAUGAAGUACACCAACCUUGUCACCGGGUGGCAGUACAGGUUUUUUGUUUUAAACAAUGAAGCUGGAUUAUUGGAGUACUUUGUAAAUGAACAGUCUAGAAAUCAAAAACCCAGAGGCACUUUGCAGCUUGCGGGAGCUGUAAUAUCACCCAGUGACGAGGACUCUCACACCUUUACUGUUAACGCUGCCAGUGGAGAACAGUAUAAACUCAGAGCCACAGAUGCUAAAGAGCGACAGCAUUGGGUUAGCAGACUUCAGAUAUGUACACAGCAUCAUACUGAAGCUAUUGGAAAGAAUAAUCCUCCUCUGAAGUCACGGAGCUUCUCACUUGCAUCUAGUGGCAAUUCUCCGAUAUCCCAGAGGAGACCAAGCCAAAAUGCCAUUUCUUUUUUUAAUGUUGGACAUUCCAAACUACAGUCCAUGAACAAAAGAGCUCACUUACCUCCAGACCAUCUUGUGGAAGUCAGAGAAAUGAUGUCUCACGCCGAAGGACAACAGAGAGACUUAAUUAGACGAAUUGAAUGCCUUCCUGCUUCUGGCCAUCUUAGUUCCUUGGACCAGGAUCUCUUAAUGCUCAAAGCAACUUCCAUGGCAACUAUGAACUGCUUGAAUGACUGUUUUCAUAUUCUUCAGUUACAGCAUGCAUCACAUCAGAAGGGCUCAUUGCCUUCAGGAACGACAAUCGAGUGGUUAGAACCAAAGAUACCUUUAUCAAACCACUAUAAAAAUGCAGCUGAACAGCCCUUUGCAGCUGAGCAGAGUAAACCAGUGGCAGUCCCAGAAGAGCAGUCUGUUGCAGAAUCUGGACUAUUAGCAAGGGAACCUGAAGAGAUAAAUGCAGAUGAUGAGGUGGAGGACACGUGUGAUAACAAGGAGGAUGACUUGGGAGCUGUGGAGGAGCAGCGCAGUGUUAUCCUGCAUCUCUUGUCACAGCUCAAGCUGGGCAUGGAUUUAACAAGAGUGGUGCUUCCUACAUUUAUCCUAGAGAAGCGUUCCUUGCUGGAAAUGUAUGCAGACUUUAUGUCUCAUCCAGACCUAUUUAUAGCCAUCACUAAUGGAGCCACAGCUGAGGACAGAAUGAUGCGUUUUGUUGAGUACUACCUUACCUCAUUUCAUGAAGGCCGUAAGGGAGCCAUUGCUAAGAAACCGUACAAUCCUAUCAUUGGAGAAACAUUUCACUGUUCCUGGAGGAUGCCGAAAAGUGAGGUAGCAUCCAGUGUUAUUAGCAGCUCUUCUACCCAGGCAAUCACAAAUCAGGCUCCUCUAUUGGAGGAAUCUUUGAGCCAGGUAGGAUCAGACUGUUACACAGUCAGAUUUGUGGCUGAGCAGGUUUCCCAUCAUCCUCCGGUCUCAGGAUUUUAUGCAGAAUGCGCAGAGAGGAAGAUGUGUGUAAAUGCACAUGUCUGGACUAAGAGCAAAUUUCUAGGCAUGUCAAUAGGCGUGACAAUGGUUGGAGAAGGUGUCCUCAGUCUGUUGGAACAUGGAGAAGAGUAUACAUUCUCUCUACCUUGUGCAUAUGCCCGGUCAAUUUUAACUGUUCCUUGGGUAGAGCUGGGUGGCAAAGUCAGUGUCAACUGUGCAAAGACUGGGUAUUCAGCCAGCAUCACUUUUCAUACUAAGCCAUUUUAUGGUGGCAAACUGCACCGGGUGACAGCUGAAGUAAAGCACAACAUCACCAACACUGUGGUAUGCAGAGUACAAGGGGAAUGGAAUAGUGUUCUGGAGUUCACUUACAGCAGUGGAGAGACAAAGUAUGUGGACUUGACUAAAUUGACAGUGACAAAGAAGAGAGUAAGACCUCUGGAGAAGCAGGAUCCAUUUGAAUCCAGACGAUUAUGGAAGAAUGUGACAGAUUCUCUGAGGGACUCUGAAAUUGAUAAGGCUACAGAGCACAAACGUACCCUGGAAGAGUGCCAGAGGACUGAGGAGAGGCAUCGGACCGAGACAGGUACACCCUGGAAAACCAAGUAUUUUAUUAAAGAGGGAGAUGGCUGGAUUUAUUACAAACCCCUUUGGAAAACAAUUUCAGCAACACAACCAGCAGAGUGACACGCUCUGUGUAAGACUCACCCGAACGAGGUUCUUCUCGUUUACCCUUUACCCUCUCAGAAUGGAGUCACUGCACUGCAAAACCUGCUUACUGACUGCACAGACUGAAACUAGCUAAAAACGAAGGUACCUACUAGGGCACUGCAGGACUGCAGUAAGACCAAAGUGUGGACAAAACACAAUGGACCUCUCACCAACUUGUUUCAAGUGAUGUGAGCAAUAUCAUCUUAAAAGUUUUUUACCUGAAUUACUAGGUGAUUAAUCUUUUAUCCAGUUCCUGCUCCUAAAGCUAAGUUUGAACCCCCUGUUUUUGCACAGGGCAGCAGAUACACACAACAGUGAGAACUUGGUGAUUUUUAAUUCUUUCUUUAAAGUAAAGUGAAAUGGAGUCUUUCAGAGUGUGUGCUUUGCUUUCUGUCAGUAACUGAAGUAUUCACUACUCUUACAAACAGACCAAGAGGAGGAGGAAGAUGCCCCAGAAGUGGAUUCAGCCAUUGUGCCUGAGAUCAGUGUUAAAAAUCGACCAGACUGUAGUAACAAGGCAUUCUGUUCGUUCGUAAAGACUGUGCGUGUGUCUGAGGAACUUAUCUGGUAUCCAUCUCUGUUGGAACUCUUUUAAAAAGUAUAUUUAUAAAUUGAUUAGAGUUAUAACCACAGAGAAUUUUUUCUUCUGAACAUUUUAAUAUACUUGAAAACAACAUUGACUUGAAAAUUUUCAGAACAUUUUCAAUAUCUAGUUUUAUUAAAUGUUACACUUGAGAGACAAUUUUUAAAAAUGUGUUCAUGUCAAUAUGAUGAGAUUUCAGCCUUUCUCAAGAACUAAGGCAUUAAAAGCAAAUAGUAAACAUUAAAAAAAUGAAACUUUUACUUUUUCUCUUUACCUUUUUUUUUUUCUACUUGUAGGUUAAUACCCAGUAUUAUGUGUUAUUCUCCUGGAUAAGUAUGCUUUAUCUUACCUCUGUUCACUCAAAAUUUAAAACAACUAUUCAUAUUUGUCAGUAAUUCAGAAAUGAUAUAUGCGACUGAGAGCAUGUAAGGUAUGGUUUUAUUUUCUUUUCAAAAAACAUAAAAGCUAAAGGAAGAAAUGAAAUAAAAAGCUAUCAGGAAAUUGUACUCAGGUACAAAUCUUUUUUUUUUUCCAGUAAUAUUUUACUGAGGCUGAAGAAUUGCUGGCAGUUGGAAGAAUAGUGUUAAUUAUGGCUUUCAUCAUUCAUUCAAGUAUUUAUUGAGCACCUACUUAGAGUGCUCAACAUUUGUUACUUCAAGUUACCUUAAUUUUCCAAGAGUGGUGCCUUACUGUUUCUUCUAAUAUGGUCUUCCAAUCAGUGUGUGUAAUAUACACAUGUUGUUCACCAGCCAUUGUAGGUGGCUGUGUCUGUUGCAUCAUUAUAAGUUUAAGCUUUGUGCUCUGAUAAAUUGUGUUUUAUUAAAGGAUUUAAUAGAAUGAAAACAGCAAAACAAUUUUUUCAACAAAAUGUAAACUGUAAGAAAAAGAAUUGGUUUAUGCACAACCAUUUUAAUGAUUCCCUUGUUCGUUUUUGCUGUGAAAUGCACUGAAGAAAAAUCUCUAAAUGAGUCAUACAUAGUUCAUGUGUUGGAAAACUGAAAAAUAAUAAAACUAGAGAACA